Spathaspora passalidarum NRRL Y-27907 is the source of this 1679-nucleotide messenger RNA. It is a transcript of the gene FRS2, whose product is annotated as phenylalanine--tRNA ligase subunit alpha. Bases 564 to 1565 code for a protein of 333 amino acids. Gene Ontology annotation, biological process: phenylalanyl-tRNA aminoacylation. The record is from RefSeq and is a predicted model, not a curated record. Gene Ontology annotation, cellular component: phenylalanine-tRNA ligase complex; cytoplasm; cytosol. Lineage: Eukaryota; Fungi; Ascomycota; Pichiomycetes; Serinales; Debaryomycetaceae. Gene Ontology annotation, molecular function: phenylalanine-tRNA ligase activity; tRNA binding; ATP binding. The transcript has a single exon.
AGAACCGUCAAGCACUGUCACCACCAUCAUAUCCCCUUAUAGACAUAGACAUCUAGAUCAUCAAUAUCAAAAUGUCUGAUUUACAAUUACAGUUAUUGAAAUUAGUCGAUAGCAAUAGUGGAGUUAUUGAAAACACUCUUAAUGUUGCCGAAUUGUCUAAAAUAGAUGCUAAUACUUUACAUUCAAAUUUGACUUCCCUUUGGGCCAAGGAAAUGAUUGUGUUCUCCAAAAUUGAAGUUGAAAAGUGGACUUUAACUGAAGAAGCCCAAUCAUACCUUAAAUCAGGCGCUACUCCUGAAGUUCAAGUGGUUGAUGAAGUUUUAAAGGCUUUGGAAGGCUUAACCAUUUCAGAAUUAAAAACUAAAUUAGGUCCAAUUGGAGCUGUUGGUCAAGGUAAAGCCUUCAAAAAUAAAUGGUUGAGUAAGAAAGGUGAUGUUUUGAUUUCUAAUGUUAAGGAAUUACCUAAAGACACCGUCUUAGAGUUCUUGCAAACUAUUGACAAAACUGGUACUCUCGACGACAAGAAGGAAUUAACUGAAUUGAAAAAGAGAAAAUUAAUUAUCAUGAACAAGAUUGUUGGAUACAAAGUGGAAAAGGGUCCAAAGUUUGCUCUUGAAAUUGUUUCCUUAGAAACUGAUAUUACUUCCGAUAUGAUUGUUAACAACACCUGGAAAGACGCCGAAUUCAAGCCAUAUAAUUUCAACUCCGAGGGUGUAUACCCACCAUCCGGUGCAUUGCAUCCUCUUAAUAAAGUCAGAGAAGAAUUUAGACAAAUUUUCUUCUCUAUGGGAUUCACUGAAAUGCCAUCAAACCAAUACGUUGAAUCUGGUUUCUGGAAUUUCGAUACUUUAUUCGUUCCUCAACAACAUCCAGCCAGAGAUUUGCAAGAUACUUUCUAUUUGAAAGAUCCUGUUGAAGCCGGUUUACCUGAAGAUAAAGAAUACUGGGACCGUACUAGACAAGUUCACGAAAGCGGGAAAUAUGGUUCUAUUGGAUAUAGAUAUCCAUGGAAAGGUGAAGAAUCUUUAAGAAUGGUAUUAAGAACACACACUACUGCCAUUUCAUCCGCUAUGUUAUAUCAAUUAGCCAAGGACCCUAAGCCAAUUAGAUUAUUCUCUAUUGACCGUGUUUUCAGAAAUGAAGCCGUUGAUGCUACCCAUUUGGCUGAAUUCCACCAAGUUGAAGGUGUUAUUGCCGGUUAUGAUAUCACUUUAGGUGAUUUGAUUGGUUUCAUGGAAGAUUUCUUUGGUAAGAUGGGUGUUAAUGGAUUGAGAUUUAAAGCUGCUUAUAAUCCAUAUACUGAACCUUCUUUGGAAAUUUUUGCAUAUCACAAGGGAUUAGGGAAAUGGGUUGAAAUUGGUAAUUCCGGUAUGUUCAGACCAGAAAUGUUGGAAACUAUGGGCUUGCCAAAGAAUUUGAGAGUUUUGGGUUGGGGUCUUUCCUUAGAAAGACCAACUAUGAUUAAGUAUGGUGUUUCAAACAUUAGAGAAUUAUUGGGUCAUAAAGUGUCUUUGGACUUUGUUGAAUCAAACCCAGCUGCAAGAUUAGAUGAAGAUUUAGUUUAAUUUAAUAUCUAGAAAAUUGUAAAUAACUUUAUAAAUCUGUUCAAAUAGUAGUCUUUUUUUUGUCCUGCAGAUAGAACAUUGAAAAAUGCAUAAUUCUCAACACGAGACAUUCCU